Molecule: messenger RNA, 3347 nt
Organism: Klebsormidium nitens
Lineage: Eukaryota; Viridiplantae; Streptophyta; Klebsormidiophyceae; Klebsormidiales; Klebsormidiaceae
Source: the annotation of a GenBank genome assembly
CUCUCUGGCACUCUGGCUCCGCGCGCAACAGUUCAGCGACAGGCAGGCUUUGCUAGGUGGCCAAAUAACACUGGUGGUCACUGGUGUUCACAAAUAAUUGUCGGUGGCUGAUCAUUGUGCACCUUCUCUUACAACGCAGCUUCCUGCCAGACUACUACACUACUUAGCUGCUCAGUCUUUAAUAAUAUGGCGUGUAUUGCAAGGUAACAGGAAAAGAAAAUUGCUGCCACAUGCCUUCCUUCUCUACUUGAUGCGAGUCAGAAUCACCUCUUCUGAGACUCGUACUGAUGCCCUAGUGGAAGCUCUCUUACGUCGACCUUUGCUUGCUUUGCGGCCUCCGAGUUGUCACUCGGGGACAGAGCACGCCUGGUGCAGCAAGCUGCAGAGUACACAAACAAGCAAUACUCCUGGAUGUAGCGAUCACACGGGUCCUGAAAGCUCAGCGGAAGGUUGAACGACUUUGAUGGACGAAUUGAGGACCCUUUGAGGACAUGGCGGACGCGCCUCAAGGCCCUGCAGUGGCAUCGUAAAAAUCAAGACGGUAAGGAAGAACCAGUGGUUGAGCAAGGAGACACGUGCAUGCUCCAACUUGACGACCCUGUUUCCAACUCUGCGGCAGGCGGCGUCCCGGCCCCCCUCAUGGCACACGCUUGCAACAACCCGGAUGGGCCAAUGGCGAUUAAUGAGGAGCCGCAGAUUGCUGAGCAACCGCAACAGCCUGGUUUGCUUAGCAUCCAGGUGGACGGCUUUCACGUACAAGGUCCAAGUCAACCAGCGAGAGCCCCGCCUGCAUGGCCUCUUUGAGGCCUCUUUGACCCCAGCCACUUCCACGACUUCCAACACAGGCUGAGGUAGGACCUGGCGAGUAUAUUGCCGCUAAGGACAGCCAACCUCGUUUCGAAGGCCGGCGGUGGCGAUAGCCAGCAGCAGCCGCAGCUCUCCAGCGAGGAUGAGGAGCGGAGCUCGGAGUUGGAAGGGGAGGGCGAGGAUAUUCAAGACGUCCAGAAUCCGCUGGUGCGGUAUGCCCAAACGAACGCUGCUAUGGAGGCCGAUUCGGAAUCGGACGAUUUGUCCCAGCUCCUGGUGCGGCGCUUCAAGCGGCGGGCACCCGGCAGAGCAAGCCACUCGCCUCAAAGCAGACGGCGUCCUCGGGUGCUGCUCUCAUCGGAGUCCUCUUCUGAGAGUGGUGGUCCGAUGGCAUGCGAGAGCCAGGCUGCUGUUUUUGAUGGAGAAAGGCAGCGAAGCGGGGCUGAUGAGCAGAUGUUGGACGUCGACGCCACGUCUGCGGGGGCGCCAGAGCCAGAAGAUGCGGGCUGGUGGGACGAAUUCGACUCCGACCUUGACCUGUCGGACGAUUUUGCAAAAUGCAUAAUUGUGCCGCGUGCACGAACACGGGAAGGUCUUUUGCCCACAGCUGCCAGAGCACCCAAGAAUUGAAUCCUUGCAUCUGGGCCGGCCCCUUUGGACAUGCCCGACUCUGUCGCGAACGCGCAACUAGACAACGCCUCCCAGCCUGUCCCUGCCGGUGGCCCCUCCCCCCCCAGCCACGUGCCCACCUCUGCAAACCCUCCAGCCAUCGCCAUUCCUGCAGCCCCUCAAGCUGUCCCAAGCGCCCAAACCCCAUCCCCAGCGCCCCAGGCAUCGCACGCAGCCGGCAACCCCCCUAUUCCGAGAACGAUUCCGGGCACCGCACUGGACCAGUGCGUGGCUGCCGCACAUCACUUCCACGGGUUGGGAGUGGCGUCGCUCACCUUUGAUAUGAGUGUCUACCUGAAUGCCAAGGGGGAGGAAAAGAAGGCGCCAAUUGGUCUCAUGCCAGAGUGGCAGAAGAACUGCGAUCUUGGGAGGUGCCUCCGAGAAGGGGUUCGACCGGGGCGGGGCUGCCUUGCAAUCGUGACGGAGCCCUCCGACAUCUAUGCCCUGGACGUCGAUGCAGAGGAUGGUGGGUUGGAAGCUUUCGAGCGGAUGUUGGAAGAGCAUGGUCCUCUGCCGGACGACACCCCCUGGCAGUGGUCGGGACACAGACCCGGGAGACACUUCUUGUUCUCCCUCUCCCAAUCCAAAGCCGCGGGGUUGCUGAGCGGGGCCGGAAGAGCUCGGUUGAAGUACAAGGGCACGAAGGUGGGCCUUGACACGCGUGGCGAGGGGGGCAUGCUCUUCGUGAGCCCCAGCAGCUACAAGGGCCUCGACGGCACGGUCCGGCGCUAUGGGUGGAUGCAGGAGAUCGCCCCAGACCGCGCCAACCUCCGGGCCAUGCCGGAGUGGCUGAUCGAGAUCAUCAAUGCAAGCAACGCGCCUCCAACUGCAUCGAGACUGGCAUUUGGGCCCCCAGCUCGACCAACUGAUGAUUCCGGUGUGGACGAAAUCGAGCUGCCCCCUCCGCCAGCUGUUCUGGACCGCAUUCAGAAGUGCCUCGCGGCCGCUGGAGACUCCAACUCAUGCUUUGACAAGCUCAAGUGGUCUUUUGGGGGCGACAUGAACGUGUUCCGCGUCAAUGCCGCACGCGUGUGUCCGUACGGGGCCAAUCACAGCGGCUCCAACAACUUUUGCGUCCUCGUGCGGGGUCGCAACCUCCUCUACAAGUGCAACAGCCCAGAAUGUUGUGACAAUGACCCGCCGCGCAAGAUCGGUGAGCUCAUGGCAAAAGAGAGCAUGAUGGGGGGCGAGACAGCUCCAGUUUCUGAGGACGACCCGACCGUGUACAAGGAGCUGACAAAGCCUUUCGUGGACUACUGGGCGUUCAGAGGUGACAUGGGCGGCAGUCGGAUCGUCGCACAGAUGUACUCGAGGUGCCGCAGGAUCUGGAACGACGGGAAGACUUGGUGGAUGUGGGAUGGGAAGCGUUUCAAGCAGGCUCCUGUCGAGAGGAGACUCACGGGGGUCAAGAUUGCCAAGGAGGAGUUGGCUAGGCAGAUGCGAGAGAAGGGUUUCGCGAGAACGAAGCGAGGCGGCCGUUAUGACGGAUCAUCCCAGCGAAGCUCGUGCUAUGUAGGCUUCACGUGCGAGUAUGAUUGAUCAUUGGCGCUCGUCUAUAGAGUCGGAUCAUUGCCUUUCUCUUAGACUUGCUUCAAUUGGUAGAGUAUAGGAGCCUAAGAUGUACAUAUUGCCUCCUUUUGGAAAUUGCUAGAUGCCCUAGGUGUUAACCUGUAGUAGCGCCUUCACCUUGGUAUUUAUUUUGUAGGCGUUUUGACGAGUCUCACCAGCGCUGUAGAUGUACCAUUCUACAGUGACAACUUUCAGGGCCCCUUUGUUUUCACCAAUUGAAUUUGCACGUAAUGUCAAAAGUAGCAAGUCUAUAAUACUACACAUCAUGGUCAUAAAGUCGAUGUUCAACCAUUUACAACCCG